AAUUGGUCGAGCGGAGAGGCAGCAGCGGGAGCGGCAGGAGGAACCGGCCUGGCUUGGCUUGCCUCUCGGCUGGCGGGCAGGCGGGCGAUCCUCCCGGCGGAGCGGUCAUGUCGUUGCUGCAGUCGGCGCUGGAAUUCCUGGCCGGGCCGGGCUCCUUGGGGGCCGCCAGCCGAGACCAGAAUGACUUCGUGGGGCAGGUGGUGGAGAUGGGCGAGAUGAAGCUGCGGAUCAAGAGGGUCAUCGCCGAAGGUGGCUUUGCUUUUGUAUAUGAAGCUCAGGAUCUUGGAAGUGGCAAAGAUUAUGCUUUAAAGAGAUUAUUGUCUAAUGAGGAAGAAAAGAACAAAGCCAUCAUUCAAGAAGUUUGUUUUAUGAAGAAGCUGUCUGGCCACCCAAACAUUGUCCAGUUCUGUUCGGCUGCAUCGAUUGGAAAAGAAGAAUCAGAUACAGGCCAAGGGGAGUUUUUGCUGCUAACUGAGCUUUGUAGAGGGCAACUAGUGGAAUUCUUAAAGAAAGCCGAAUCCAAAGGCCCCCUCUCAUGCGAUACGGUGCUGAAGAUAUUUUACCAGACCUGUCGAGCAGUUCAACACAUGCACAAGCAGAAACUUCCUAUUAUUCAUAGAGAUCUAAAGAUCGAAAAUAUGCUGAUGAGUAACCAGGGGACCAUUAAAUUGUGUGACUUUGGCAGUGCAACCACCGUAGCACAUUACCCAGACUACAACUGGACUGCCCAGAAAAGAGCAACCGUUGAAGAGGAGAUCACAAGGAACACGACACCAGUGUAUCGGACACCUGAAAUAAUAGACUUGUAUUCAAAUUAUCCAAUAGAUGAAAAACAAGAUAUAUGGGCUUUGGGUUGCAUCCUGUACUUGUUGUGCUUUAGGCAACAUCCUUUUGAAGAUGGCGCCAAGCUUCGGAUAGUCAAUGGGAAAUAUUCUAUUCCAGAAAAUGACACGAGAUACACAGUGUUUCAUGAUCUCAUCCGCGCCACUUUGAAGGUGAAUCCAGAGGAGAGACUGUCCAUUACUGAGCUAGUGAAUCAACUGCAAGAGAUUGCAGCUGCUAGGAAUGUAAACCCCAAAUCCCCCAUCACAGAGCUUCUGGAACAAAAUGGAGGCUAUGGAAAUAAUGCUCAGCCCAGAACAUCAUCUCCUCUAGUGCCACAAAACUCAAAACCUGCAGGGCAGCUCAGCAAUAUGUACAAUGCAGGUUUGACAGUAGCAGAAUGUGACCAGACCUAUGCAGGAUUCUUCGAUAUUCUCAGGGGCGGGACAGAGAGGCUUUUCACAAAUAUUAAGGACACGUCUUCGAAAGUCAUUCAGUCUGUGGCCAAUCCAAGUUAUGCAAAGGGAGAUCUGGAUAUAUCAUACAUCACUUCCAGAAUUGCUGUGAUGUCCUUUCCAGCAGAAGGUGUUGAGUCUGCCAUAAAGAACAACAUAGAAGAUGUGCGUUUGUUCUUAGAUUCAAAACAUCCUGGCCGCUACGCUGUUUACAAUCUGUCUCCCAGAACGUACAGGCCUUCAAGAUUUCACAAUCGGGUGUCUGAAUGUGGCUGGCCAGCAAGGCGUGCCCCAAGUCUUCAGAACCUUUAUACUGUUUGCAAGAACAUGCACGUAUGGCUGAAGCAAGACCCAAAGAAUGUUUGCGUCGUUCACUGCCUUGAUGGAAGAGCAGCAUCAGCUGUUGUUGUCUGUUCUUUUCUGUGUUUCUGUCGUCUUUUCACUACUGCUGAAGCUGCUGUUUAUAUGUUUAGUAUGAAGCGCUGUCCCCCAGGUAUCUGGCCAUCACAUAAGAGAUAUAUUGAAUAUAUGUGUGACAUGAUGGCAGAAGAACCCAUUAUCCCUCACAGCAAGCCAAUUCUCAUCAAAUCUGUCGUCAUGACCCCAGUCCCUCUUUUCAGCAAACAGCGCAAUGGCUGCAGACCUUUCUGUGAAGUUUAUGUUGGGGAUGAAAGAGUUGCCACAACCUCACAAGAAUAUGAUAAAAUGAAGGAUUUUAAAAUAGAAGAUGGCAAAGCAGUAAUCCCAUUAGGCGUAACAGUCCAAGGAGAUGUACUUGUUGUAAUCUAUCAUGCCAGGUCCACCUUAGGUGGCAGACUCCAAGCCAAGAUGGCAUCAAUGAAGAUGUUCCAGAUCCAGUUUCAUACAGGAUUUGUCCCUCGGAAUGCCACAACUGUGAAAUUUGCAAAAUAUGACCUGGAUGCCUGUGACAUUCAGGAGAAGUAUCCCGACUUGUUCCAAGUGAAUCUAGAGGUUGAAGUGGAACCACGGGACAGGCCCAGCACUGAGCGAGCCCCUUGGGAUAACUUGAACAUCAAGGGUUUGAACCCCAAGAUCCUUUUCUCCAGCCGUGAGGAACAGCAAGAGAUUUUAACGAAAUUUGGUAAGCCUGAACUGCCCAGACAGCCAGGGUCAACAGCCCAGUACGAAGCAGAGGCAUCCAAGUCUGAACCGUCUUCUGAAAGUACACCUGUGGAGCCAGAAUCACCACAGAGCAGCGGCAUGGAGGCCAAUUUCUUCCAUACGCUGGACUGGCAAGAAGGCAGAAAUGCUGAAGGGGGCCCUGAGGCUCACUUUUCCAAAGGAAGUCCUGGCCCUAUUGAGGAGAGGGAGGACAGUGAGCUUUCUGAUGAAGAAUUUGCUGCCUUUCCUGGUGAUGUCAGGCCAGCUGAGGAAGAGGAAGAACGCACGCCAGACAAGGAAGACGACGAACAGCUUUUUGAAGCUGACUUUGACACUCCAGCUGCUCCGGCAGAAGAGAUUCCUGUGGAAGACAGUGUUGAUUUGCUUGGGUUGGAUUCAGAAGCACCCCCAGAAUGCCUCCAGCCUCCUUCAGAAAUGAAGAGCUCUUCAAGCAAUGCAGACUUGCUGAACGACCUGUUUGUGGGUGGAACGGCCGAGACUUCCAGAGACUCUACUGCAGACCUUCUGGGAGGAGGGGCGGAUUUCUUUUUCGGGGGCCAGUCCCAGUCCUCGACACAACCCCCAGGAAGCAGCGCGCCCUCAGCAGGAGCUGCCUCUGCUUCUGGAGCGGAUCCAUUUGACCCAUUCACAGUCACGCCAGACAAUCCGUCUCUUGCUGGUCCCGACCUCUUUGGCGACUUCCUCAGUCCAAAUGCGGCAACUAUAUCCGGUAUGUUUCCUUCCGCACACAGUGCACCACCUCCUUCCUCCAGCACAGAAUUCCUUAAUUUAGGAGGUUUAGCACCAGACCCACCUAAAAUAGCUUCUUCUGCAAGCCAGCCUGACCUUCUAGGUGGCUGGGAGUCUUGGGCAGAUUCCCCUUCAGUUGGUACCUCGGCACCAGUGGCACCGAAGAAGGCCACUUUGGAAGGCCAAGCUUUUACGACAGGCGGUCCAACGAGUGUUUCCUCAGGCCUUUCAUUCAGUCAAGCAAAAUCACAUAACUUUGACCCUUUUGCUGACCUUGCUAACCUGAAAACAGGCCUUCCAGGUAUCUCUAGUGGAGGAUUCCCAGCUGGCAGUUUCCCUCCAAAAUCCACUCCGUCUCAGAAAGCAGGGAAUCAGUGGCAGGCAACCAAACCACAGGCGGCGGCAGGCACAUCAUGGCAAUCCCAAGCACAGCCGAAACCACCGGAACAAGCCAAGCCAAGCGCCCAGCCAAAGCCCAACUACACGGUGAACUUCAGUGUUAUUGGAGGGCGGGAAGAGAGAGGCAUCCGAGCCCCUGGCUUUGGACAGAAGCCCAAAGUUUCAGAAAACGAUUUUGAGGACCUUUUGUCAAAUCAAGGGUUUGCAGCGAAAUCUGACAAAAAAGGACCAAAGACCAUUGCAGAGAUGAGAAAGCAAGAAAUGUCUAAAGAUAUGGAUCCUCUAAAAUUAAAGAUUCUAGAUUGGAUUGAGGGAAAAGAGAGGAAUAUAAGAGCUUUAUUAUCGACUCUUCAUACUGUGCUUUGGGAAGGUGAAACCAAAUGGAAGCCUGUCGGCAUGGCUGACCUCGUGACUCCAGAGCAAGUGAAGAAGUUCUAUAGGAAGGCAGUGCUUGUGGUUCAUCCAGAUAAGGCCACGGGGCUACCUUAUGAACAGUAUGCCAAAAUGAUCUUCAUGGAACUGAAUGAUGCGUGGUCAGAAUUUGAAAACCAAGGCUCAAAAUCCCUUUUCUAGUGCACCUCCUUUGCGAGACGAGGGAGUAGCUUUCAAAAUGUAUCGGCACCAAAACCGAAUCGUGUGUGCUGUUCGUGUUCCCUCCGUAGAUCGAGGAGCCUGUCUCUGUGUGGGGGAUAUUUCCCGGUUUUUGCACACAUUGAAACUCAGCACUCGCAAACACGGGUGUUUCUUGCAGGGUGUAGAAUCCAAAAGAUUACACCGGUGGCACUCUGCUCCAUCAGUAUGAGGAAGCUUCUGCCCUGGGAGUGCAAAGUUCCAGGCCAGCUGAGAUGGGGUGGAAUACGCCUCUAAUUCGAAUACUAGCUGUUGGCCUGGGCAAAGUUUGCUGUGGGGAACAUCAUCCACUUUGAAUCCUGAAUUAUUAAUUUAACUCCCCUCCCCUCCCCACCCCCAUAUUUGAAGAAACACACAACCUCUUGUUUGCAUUUCUGUUCCCCCCCCCCAGGUAGUCCUUGUGAUUUUUCAUUUUGCUAUUAACUUGUUGGCCUUAUUCAAAGUGCUUUAGUUUCCGUAUCAGCUUUGCGUUUGCUCAGCGUCUCUUGUUUCUGUGAGAGGUGUACAUUUUCUUCUUCUUCUUCUGUAUUUUAUGUAAUCAUUCCGAUAAUCAUCCUGUAAAUAAUUAAAGUGUUUUUCUGACAACACCUGCAUUCCUUACACUGCAUUGACAGUUGCUUAGCCAAAAUGCUCCUGUGGGGUGAAAAUUUGGCUAAGGCAACUUUUGGGAGGGGUGGGGUUGAAUCUAUGAAAUAGAAACACGGGGACGGAUCUGGGCUUUAAUUUAAGAACUGCAUGGCCUUGCCUUAUUUAUCAUGGUUUUUGGAGGCAAGACUAUGCUAAGUGUUAAUUGUAGAGUGUUAAUUUGAAACUAUAUGCAUCAUCUCUUUCCCUCCUUAGUUUACUGAAUGGGAGGUGUCUGUAUCUUCUGUUGGCAGUUAGCAUAUGUGCUGACAUCCAAAAUGUGAGCGUAGUGGUUUUUUGCUUUGGUUUUUAUUGAAUGAAACUGAGUAAAUGUUGUGUCGUUAGCUGCCAUUUUGAAAGUGUGUGCAUGUUUUUGUCAGCCAUGGAUAACUCCUGCUCACAGGUUUGAUAGUUUGUGGAUUAAGAUGUUUGUGUGUGUGGUUCAAAAGUCCAUAUAGUUCUCACUGUCUUCAAAACAGCCUCAGACUUCUUUUACCUUUUGAUCCCCUGGCUAGUUGUAAAAGAAAGGGAUCUGUGCUUUCUGUUUCCUUCUGUAAACUGAAGGGUUUAAUACAAUACUCAGUGCUGAGUAUUAGGAUUCACUUUAUGCAAUCAGCAUUAUGGUCUAGAGAGCUUGUGUUGGCCUUGUAACUAUUGUCAUUCAAGUUGCUUCAAGUGGGAUCUGCCUCCAAGUCAUCAUCAUAGUUUGUUCAGCUGGUUUUAAAGCUUCUUCACUGAAACAACUGAUUUGGAAUAGUCAGAGAGGAGUAUUUUUCAGAUGCUGAGCUUCUGGACAAAUUUCAUAUAGAGCUCAGUGAACUGAGACUUCACAAAGACCUGGCUUUUAAUUCUCAGAUGACCUGUUCUGUUCUUCAAAGGAGUGGAUCAAGGGGGAUUGGUUGACUGAUGCAGAAGUUGCCAUUAUACAACCUGUCUUCUUGAUUGUAGAUUGUACAGCCAGGUAAUAAAAGACUCCCAAAUUUUGGUCAACCUGGGAAAGGAGUACAAACCCAAAGAUUGUUGAAGUGUGGAGUAUGUGUGUGCCAUGUUUUUUUUUAAUUGUCAUUUUUAUUUAAAUGAAACUGCAGGCAUUUUUUUUAGAAAACCUGCAUUGUAACUCAAACUGGUUAAGACUAUUGGAAAGGAAAUCAGAUGCUUGGGCAACCAGUGAGCUGACCUAUUGACUGUGUCAACUCAAAUUCGCACCCAUCCCUAAUGUCAAUGUUAUACAGACUGUUAAAUCAGUGGAUUGUCAUUCUCUCAUGAUAUAUACUUGGAAAACAAGGUGGUGGUGCUUUUCUUAGGGAAGACACUCAACCACAUUGGGAUGUGGUUGAACAUGGCCUCCUUCUCUUGUGGCAUUGGGUGCCAAACAGCUAUAUGAGCCCUGUGAUGAGGCAGCUGCGCUGAGUUAUGUGUUAACAGUUAUUGGUUGCUUAACUUUUUGGGGGGGGGGCACAGAACUCAUGUGGAUUCCACGUUGCUCUGGAUGGUACUUGGGCUAUCCAAACAUUGCCCUAUAAGGAACUUUCUGAAUUUGGUUUUCAUGAACUCGAACUGCCUUUCAUUCAAGGAGCCAUUCAAAAUCAUCCUGUAUAGAUUCCGUCAGUAGGGUUUUUAAAACAGUUUUUAUUUAUUAUAUGGGUCUUAGUUGUCCAGUGUUGAUGAAUGAGCUGAAUUCCCCAAUGCCUUUGAGAAUUGUAAAGUGGCUGAGAAGACCAUAUCAGUCUUGAAGGUUGAAGAGGAAUUCAGAAGGUUAGAGCUGUCAAAGUUUUCAGUCAACUGGGCAGUGUGGUGAUGGCAACUGCUGGAAAAGAGCACUUUAUAUAAGAAAUUUUGGGAGCGUAAAUUAAGGGGUCACUGCAGUCCAUGUUGCACCGCAUUUCUUCCAGCUAUGGAAGAAUGUCUCCUUGCAAUAUUUGCUUCUCUGAGAAGAUUCUGGUUUUGAGAGAACUUGGCCUAAAGAACAGCACUGCAUUUAAUAGUACAAGUUCAUGUUCAGUGUUCCUAUGCCGACCCCAUGUUCAUGCAAAAGGUCCGGUAAAGGAGGUCAUACUGUUGUGAUAGGCAGCAUAUCACGUGGGCCAGCCAUAUUCCAGAUUCCACUUUUUUCAGCUGCCUUCGAUUCCAUUUUGCAGGAAUAUGUGGUCUAAUGGAUGGGAACAUCAGCAUUGUGGUAUAGGAUACCAUACUGUGUGUAUACUAUUAGAAAACACAAUUGAAAGGAUAGCUAACCCAAGAGGUCUUUGCUGAGCUGCCAGCUGGCAUUGAAAAAUGGACAUGUUUGCUAACGCAUUCACCAUGUCUGGUGCUUUGUUUUGCCUGUAGUAACUCCGGGCACAACCACAGUUGCAAGCAGGGCCUAGAAAUUUUCUCUUUUGAGGAACCUGCUGAAUGUAACUCAGUAUCUCCCCCCCACCCCCACCCCCGUUUUUGUCUCUUGGUGGAUGGAACUAGUUUUGGAGAAGAUGUGUAUAAAAUUUUAAUGAACACAGCUCUCCUGUUUUAAAAAACAGCCUCGCAUCAAAUUCCUUCUCCCAGUGUAAUCUGUAAUAAAGCUAUGUCUUGUUGUCAGGUUCAUAUCAGCGAAACUUCCCACAUACUUUCAGGAUGUUUGUAGCAAACAUGAAGAUUACAGAUUACUGGCUUCUUUCCAUGCCUCACCCCCCCCCACUCUGAAUUAAAUGCCUUUUCAUAACUCUGCACCAUGUUGUCUUCUGAUGCUGCAAGUGCAGCAAAUUAUUUUGCAGGAAGACUCUCCCGAGCAGUUGUUCUACAAAUAUCAGAACGUGGUUACAGACAGAAGAAGUCUAUUUCACCUCCUUCCAGAAUAUGAAGUUUUGUUGCUGCUUGAAGCCAGCAUAGGCCAUAUAAUUUGGGGAUGGAUAAUUAAAUGCAUAUCUCUUGCUUUAGGAAAAAUCCAUUGUUUUGGAUGUUGGCCAUUCUGGAACGUUGUCUUAACCUAACAGAAGAUUUGGGCUUGUUGGGAAGGUCCCAUCAAGAAUUCCUUUGCAUGCCGUGGGACUUGUAUCUGAUGUGUGAUGCCCUGAGCCCCCGGGGAAGAAAGGAAAGAAACAUUUUAAAUAAUUUUUGCAUGGUUUGAUUAGUAUGUAUUAUAUCGCAUGGAAUAGGAAAGAAACAAGAAACAGACCUUUGCUUGAUGGAGUUUUCAGUUUUAAGUUUUAAUGGGGAACAGGGACCAAAAAGAGGAAGAGAACAGAAGAGAGACAGUUGUCAGGUGGGAUAACAAACUUCAGCAGUGGCCAACUUUAAUGGUCGAUGCUGUGGGUGACAGGACACCUUCUUUUAAAAGACUGCUUUGCUCCUGUUGAAUGCUUGUGACUGAGAUAAAAAUAGGAGAUGUGUAGGAACAAAUGCUGAAGGCUCAAACUAUUUAAAAAAAUCUUCAGUUUUCUGACCACCACCUUUAUUGAAGUUUUGGUAAACGGAGGAUGUGUUCAAAAGUAGGCAGUUCAAAGACUGAUUAUUUUAAAGUAAGGGUGGGUGAGCUUUGAAGAUUCCCCCCUCCCCUCCAAAAUUGCACAGCCAGAAUUGGUAGCAGACUCCUAAGAUCUAUUGCAACAGGCAGAAGAUGCUUGUUUUAAGUGUUCUUGAAGGGGCCGGGGAGAAGUGGUAAAAGCAGGUGGGAAAGCCAAAGAAAAAUUGUACCUGGAAGUAACUGGAAGUCUACCUCUGGUUUUGACUAUGGGAUGUCAAGAUUUGGGAGGCUUUGAAAGGACUCUGUGAUGCCCUGAAUGCAAAAUCCAUCUCUCCAGGAACAAGAAAACAUCUUUUAAUAUAUUUUUAAUUGCUUUGGGGGGGGGAUAGGGGGCCAGAGGGGCCACAAAAAAUAGCCAUGAGACUGCAUGCCAGCCACACAUCACCUAUGUGUUUUCUACCUGUUCCAGUCAAUUCCUGGGGUUGAAAACCAAGAAAGAUGCUUCCUACUAACUUAGGCCAUUGGUCCAUCUCAGUCAGUAUGAUUGACAGUAGCCUUCUUCAACCUGCUGUCCUCCAGGUAUACUGGAUUGUUAAGUCCCACCAUGUGUCAGUGUGGAGUUGCAGUCCCAAUUCAUCUGGAGAGCACCAGCCAUGGAUUGAACCCAAGACAUUCUGCGUGCAUUGCUUGUGCUCUCCUACAGAGCUGUGCUGUCUUCCCAUGUAGCUUAAAAAGAAGGGCUGUAGCCUAGCAAGACAGCCCAAGCUGUACCAAAAAAGAACUUUACCCUAUUGUUGGCCCCGAAUUUGCAAAACUCAGUAGGAUGUCUGUGUACCUCCCCGUACACAGUCAACUCUGGCUGGAGUUAAGAAACUGCAUGUUCCAUUCAUGUCGUUAGAAGAGCCCACCAGGGUUUCCCCCCCCCAAACUGUUCCAUGCUGCUGCUCUUCUGUUUCAGUUCAGUUGCAGCUGCAGGUCAGUGAGGAAUUACUCUUAAGGAUGUAAUGCCCUUCGUUGGUCUUUCAGACCCUCUAAGAAUGUAAUUAAUAUUUAUCAUCUGAAUUUGCUAACUCGGCACCCAUUUUUGUGACUUCCCUUUUCUUGGCCUGCUGCUCUCUCAGAGGCUCUGGUGCUGUAAAGCAUGUUGAAGAGUGUGUUGAACCCGAAUAUUUCUUGUCGAGUUUCUUCAGCAAUUCUGUGACCUCUUUCCAUAUUGCUUUUCUUCCAGUGUUAUCUCCUCCUUACCACAAAGGGAUGCUUGAUAAGAACAAGUAACCAAGAAAGCAGUAUUGUGGAAUGAACUCUGUAAACCGUUAUACUGCUUGUCUGUUUUAUUUCUUUGUUUUAAAUAACCCCCUUGGAUAGUUAUUUGACAUCUUUCCCUUAUCCAGUGAACAGUUGGGCUUAUGUGCAGAUGGAAUAAAUGCAUGUACAUAAGCAGUGAUCCAUGUUCAGGCCAAGGCUCCUGGACUAAAACCAUUCUGGGAUGUAUAUCGCCCAAGCAGUUUAUACCAGAAACAGUAAUGUGGCACAUGUGAGGCUAAAUAGUUUUAAUUUUUCAUAAAUUUGCACGUCUAAGCACACUUCUUCUGAAGAAGUGUGCUUAGACAUAUGAAGGCAUAAGCUGGUGAGUCUUGUGGGUGCUACAGUACUGUCUCCGCCAGUGUAUAUUGUUAUUCACCAGACUUAUCAGGGCUACCUGUUAUUGUACAUUUUUAAGCAAGGGUCUCUGCAGAGAGUGGCAGGAGCUGGGAAUAAAGACUGCCUGAAAGAAGCCGCCAGGUUUACUAAUAUUUAUGCCUGGGCAGUCCAGAAAUCUCCUCCUCUCUGCCAAUCAAAUGAUUUUGCACUUUUUUAUAUCUGAAGAGAGUUGGGGGCAGGCGAUGGUUAAGGCCUGGGUUAGCUGAAACCUAGGUGCCUCUUCCAUGUUGAUAUUCUUAUUAUGAACUGGAGAACCCUAGGCGCAUAAGAGCUCUUUUCUUUCUUUUUCACUUCCACAGUUAUCACUUUUAUUUCAGUUGAAAUUUUCUCUUGUUUUAAGGUGCAAGUAGAUAUUUUGGAUUAUAAGGAACUCCCACUCACUUUGGACUGCCUCGUUCUCCGGCGCAGUAGCCACAAGCUAACUGUAUUAAGGCAAUAAAAAAAGGAUUUAUCAUUCCCACAGGGGAUGGGGGUGGGGAGAGAGACAGUCCGGUUUCCGCAUAUUUCCCCUUACUUUGCUUCAUUUCAUGUAACCUGGGCACCCCCAGAUUUUAGAAGAAAAAUCUUCUAAAAUAAAAAUCAAAUCAAAGCAGGAUUUUGCGGCAUCUUGGACACUUUUGGAAAUCCGUCCUUUGGUGAAUGUACUGUAUAUUGUCUUACAGAACUGAAGAACAUGGACUGAAUAAGGAUUUUGCUCACUAUUAUAUAACAUCAUCAUUUCAAGUCCUUGUUAUAAAUUGUGUUGUGUGUUGGGGUGGGGGAAUAAGUGGAUGGGCAAAAGGGAAACAAAUCUUAUUUUUGUCUUCACUGGGGGUGGGGAAUUGCUGUGUACUGAUUAAGUUUGGUAAAGGUCAAAUGCAAAAAGUAUAAAUGUAUAUGUAUAUAAAAUGAACAGUGUUGCACCUUGUAAACAAUUAUGGAUAAUCUAUUUGAAUGUUUGGCACAUCAUGUCAAAGUAUCUUGCUUUGAAGUUAUGAUGAUUCAAUGAUUAAAAGAAAUCAAACAUAA
Molecule: messenger RNA, 10950 nt
Organism: Pogona vitticeps (central bearded dragon)
Lineage: Eukaryota; Metazoa; Chordata; Lepidosauria; Squamata; Agamidae
Source: RefSeq, a predicted model, not a curated record